UUACAAGUCGCUAUACGCUCGCUCCGUGGCUUCGCGCUCGUUCCGUACUGUUGUGAUUCAAAAAUUCGCAACCUUUUGUUGGGAUCUUGUUACGGGUGUGGUUUUGUCGGAACCGGAUUAAAGACAACGACCAGGUUCCAGGUGAACGGGCUAGACAACCUAAUUGUUGAUUUUCGGUACGGGCCAGAAUUUAUGUGUUCAGUGAUCCACGAAAUUGGAUUCAAGUGAUUCAAGUUGCGCUUACUAGUGUUGGAGAUUGGUGUAAAUUUAAAAUUAUCUGCUAAACAGUAGAUUCCUUAUACGCAUAGUUCUAUGAUGGUGCAACAAGUGCAAAUCCUAGCGGCACUUGUAGCAACGCUUUGCUACUCCUGUGGCGUUUUGGCAGUACAAUGGAAAACAACACCGCACCAGGAGGAACACGAUCGCGGCGGAACAGCACUACUCGAUCACUACUUUGUGCAUCACUUCGAUCAGGAGGAACCGGAUGCGGAACAAGCGUCCUCCCGUCAGGCAGGCGUUUCCGUCAAUUGCCAGUGUGUUCAGCUUCGGGAUUGUCCGAAGAUCUUGGAAAUGCUGAGGUCUCCAAAGUCCAGCUAUAGCAGUUUCAACUCGAAACUGAAACGAUUAACCUGUGGCUUUGGGAUGGGUCGCGAGCCAACCAUAUGCUGCCCGUUGGAUGACAGUUGGCUAGCUGACGAAGUGGAACCGAGCUCACGAACUGGUUUUGGUUUCGAAGAACUGGGUAACCUGAAAUAUAUGCAAUUCGGUAAAAGCCAGUUUGGCCUCGAAAAGAGUAGUGGACACGAUUACAAGUACAAUUUCAUAACGUCGUUCGAAGAUCCGAAAACAUUGAAGAACUGUCCGCCGGUGUUGUACCCCGCAGAGGACACGGUUCGAAGUAAUAAUCCUUACGUGGCUCCAGUCAUUCGUCGCAGAACUACGACGGCUCGGCCCCGUGCUAUAUUCAGCAACACUAGAACCGGUCAGGAGAUAGUGCCAGCUGCUGAAACGGUUUCUGUGACGGGACCACCGGUGAUCGAAACAACUGCUCGAUUAGUGGCCCGCGUUUCUCCACCGGUGAUCAACGAUGCCCUCUGUGGACUCUCGGUCAACACUAGGAUUAUUGGAGGAGAAACCGAAAUUCCAGGCCAAUUCCCAUGGAUAGCCAGGUUGGCUUAUCGAAAUAGAACCUCCGGACGAGUGACGUAUCGAUGCGCAGGAUCUUUGAUCUCUAGUCGGCACGUGAUUACCGUGGCCCAUUGCGUGACCAAUCUGAUAGACGAGCUGGAACUAGUUAGUGUGCGACUGGGUGACCUUGAGUGCAAUUCGGUCACGGAUAACCGUUGCCGGAACCGCUAUCAGGACUUUGGCAUUGAACGUUUGAUUCCACACGAAAACUACGACAGCCCGAAGUAUGCGAACGACAUUGCCCUUGUGAAACUACGGCAGACUACCGAGACGUACAACAUUCUUAGCCCGUUGUGUCUACCGAUAGAUCAGUAUUCGGAUUAUGCCAGGAAUUUGACCGGCAGUACGGGGGUCAUUGCCGGUUGGGGUUCAACCAGUAAUCGAAGUAACAAUCCUAGCCCAACACUGCAGUGGCUCCGAUUGCCGAUCGUGGACACUACCCAAUGUGCAAACUCGUACGCACGGUACAGUGUCAACUCGCGGACACCGAUCGUCGUCUCCAACAAUCAGAUGUGUGUUCAGGGCCAGGAGAACCGCGAUGCCUGCCAGGGUGAUUCCGGGGGACCGUUGAUGAACGAAGCCGUAUCCAGUCGGGACCGGUUCGUGCUGCUCGGGCUGGUCUCGUUCGGACCCCGAUCCUGUGGAGUAUCGAACUUCCCCGGGGUGUACACGCGGAUAUCUUCCUACACGGAUUGGAUCGUGCAACAAAUGGCACUUUAGUAUUAGUAGAAGAGCGAAAACGGGUACAAACGAGUGCUGUAUAUAGUUUUAGAAGUUCGAAUUAAAUGAAUUUG
This is a messenger RNA of Malaya genurostris, 1982 nucleotides long. Its product is annotated as phenoloxidase-activating factor 1. The transcript has 5 exons. Gene Ontology annotation, molecular function: serine-type endopeptidase activity. Gene Ontology annotation, biological process: proteolysis. Bases 313 to 1908 code for a protein of 531 amino acids. The record is from RefSeq and is a predicted model, not a curated record. Lineage: Eukaryota; Metazoa; Arthropoda; Insecta; Diptera; Culicidae.